AUGGCUGUGGUGGCGGUGCCAAACGCCCUACCACAACCAGAAGCCGACCGCUACCACCAUAGCAGCCACCACGACCGUCCGAACGACACUCCCAUCCGGCUGCGAGGCCGCCAUCCGCUCCGCGAGAAUUCUCUGGUCGACCUCCUCCCGGUCAAACGGAGCAUCCCGUUGGACGUCGGUGGCCAUGCCACCCGCAACCGUCCGCAAAUGCUCAAGAGGCAUGCCAACGCGAGGGCAUGGCGCUACGCGCGCACGCGCCGCGAGGCAAGCAUCGUCUCGCUUCCGCCGGAGCUUCUCCUGGAAAAUCCGCCGGGCCUCCUGCUGGGCAAUGACCUUCUCACGCUCAAGGCAGCACGCCUUCCGGCGACGCCGCACCGCCUCCUGCUGGGCCAGCAGCUGACGUUCCGACGCCAGACGCUCGUAAUUCUGCCGGAUGUGCUCCGCCACGAGGGCCUACGUGUCCUUGCGCUCCGGCAAGGAGGGGAGGGGCUUGACUUCGAUCUGGGCUCCGCGUCUCGCUACUGGUCGAAGUGGCAGGCUAGGGGGAGGGUCAAGGGUCUCGGUGCGACGGCGCAGUGGCACGAGGAAAGGUUAUUCUGCUGGCCAAAAGUUGCAGCGUAG
This is a messenger RNA of Tricharina praecox, 621 nucleotides long. RefSeq lists its product as uncharacterized. Lineage: Eukaryota; Fungi; Ascomycota; Pezizomycetes; Pezizales; Pyronemataceae. The coding region runs from base 1 to 621 and encodes 206 amino acids. The record is from RefSeq and is a predicted model, not a curated record. The transcript has 3 exons.